UUCAACGCCGAUCACAUACAUCAACACAAGAAUGCGGUACACCUCAUGAUACGAUUUGGUUUUAGGGCGCACUAUCGCCCACAGUCAAACUUCCUCCGUCGAAACGCUCGUGCAAAAACUGCCAACAAGGGAAGCAGAGGAUUCUCCAGCACGAAAUGGAAGCCCAAAGACCCUCGGAUACACGAUCUAGGUCGUGUGAUAGAGGAUGAAUACGCAGUAAUACGAGAUGACUAUCAAACACCAAAACAUACCUUGAUCCUAGCCCAUGGUCUUCUGGGCUUCGAUGAAAUCCGCCUUGCCGGCCAGUUCCUGCCUGGGAUACAGUACUGGCGCGGAAUCACAGAUGCGCUUUCAGAAAAGGGCAUCGAGGUGAUUGUCGCGUCUGUUCCGCCGUCUGGCAGUAUUGAGGACCGGGCGCAAGUGUUGGCGCGCAGCAUUGCCGAUAAAGCGCAGGGCAAAGAAGUGAACAUCAUAGCCGGCCUUGAUUCACGCUACAUGCUCAGUCGACUCAAACCGAAUAACGUCAAGGUCUUAUCACUAACUACUAUUGCGACGCCGCACCAAGGCUCUGCUUUUGCCGACUAUAUGUUUGACACGAUCGGACCGCACCAAAUCCAAAGGCUAUAUAAAAUUAUGGGAUACAUCGGUCUAGAAACAGGCGCAUUCUCACAACUGACCCGGAAAUUCAUGCGAGAGGAGUUCAACCUGAAGACUCCUGAUUGCGAGGGGAUUAAAUACUACUCCUAUGGCGCAUCACUCGAGCCAUCAUCUUGGUCGGUUUUCGCAAUGUCACACGCCAUAAUCAAGGAAAUGGAAGGUGGUCCCAACGAUGGCCUCGUCAGCGUAUCGUCGAGCCAAUGGGGUGAAUAUAAGGGCACACUGAUGGGCGUCAGCCACCUCGACUUGAUUAAUUGGACUAAUCGAAUCAAGUGGUAUUUUUGGGAGCUGACCGGCCGCAAACGAAACUUCAAUGCGAUUGCGUUCUACCUCGACAUCGCCGGUACGUAUAAAUAUCAAUGCUGGAGCAAUCUCCGCUACCAUGCGUAUUCGGCACCCCCUGGAGCAAGCUUCAGCUCGUUCUCGCUAACAUGGUUCUUUUCAUAG
Molecule: messenger RNA, 1104 nt
Organism: Periconia digitata
Lineage: Eukaryota; Fungi; Ascomycota; Dothideomycetes; Pleosporales; Periconiaceae
Source: the annotation of a GenBank genome assembly